Molecule: messenger RNA, 1533 nt
Organism: Cicer arietinum (chickpea)
Lineage: Eukaryota; Viridiplantae; Streptophyta; Magnoliopsida; Fabales; Fabaceae
Product: TPR repeat-containing thioredoxin TDX
Cellular component (GO): histone deacetylase complex
Molecular function (GO): Hsp70 protein binding; protein dimerization activity
Source: RefSeq, a predicted model, not a curated record
UUUGAGAAGUAAUUUAUGUACUUGAUUAGUAAAAUGGUGAUUAUUUAAUAGAGAGCAAUUUAAACAGUAAAUUUUGUGUUGUUUUUUAAAAAGUAAAGAAAAAAAACUGAUUCGAAAGCAAGUGUUGUGGUUUGAUAGAGAGAAGAAGGAACCGAACCCUAAGAGUGUUGCAGUUGAGUGUAUAGAUGGAUUCUGGAAAAGUAAGAGAGCUAAAAGAAUUCAUAGCGUCAUGCAAGUCAAAUCCUUCACUUCUCCACACUCCUUCCCUUUCAUUCUUCAAGUCUUAUCUUCUCAGCUUGGGUGCUCGCAUCCCUCCUCAACCCAAAACGGAACCUGUCGAUGAUGAAAAUUAUGAUGACAUUCUAGAAGAAUCUGAUAUAGAGUUUGAUACUACUGAUGUAGUUCGACCUGAUAAUGACCCUCCUCAAAAGAUGGGAAAUCCUUCUGCUCAAGUCACGGAAGACCAGAGGGAUGCUGCACAACUAGCAAAAUCAAAAGCACUCGAUGCUGUAUCACAAGGUAAGUUAGAUCAAGCACUGGACCUACUCACAGAAGCCAUUUUGUUGAAUCCGCACUCAGCCAUACUUUAUGCCACCAGAGCUAGUGUGUUUGUAAUGUUGAAGAAACCAAAUGCUGCUAUCCGUGAUGCUAACACUGCCUUGAAGAUUAAUCCAGACUCAGCUAAAGGGUACAAAACACGAGGAUUGUCAAGGGCUAUGUUGGGACUCUGGACAGAAGCACUGAGUGAUCUUCAUGUGGCUUCUAAGAUAGAUUACGAUGAAGAGAUUGGUAUGGCACUUAAAAAGGUUGAGCCCAAUGCCCACAAAAUAGAGGAGCAUAGGAGAAAAUGUGAACGCCUACGAAAGCAAAAGGAGCAGAAAAGAGCUCAACCAAAGAAGCAACCAAAAGAUGAAGCUCAAGAUAAAGACACAUUGUCUGCUUUAAAAGAUGGGCAAGUGAUUGGUAUUCACUCUGUUGGUGAACUGGAAACAAAGUUGAGUGCUGCGUCGAAGACAUCUCGCUUGGCAAUCCUGUACUUUACUGCAACAUGGUGUGGCCCUUGUCGCUAUAUUUCGCCACUUUAUACAAGCUUGGCUGAGAAGUAUCAAAAAGUGGUUUUUUUAAAAGUUGACAUAGAUGAGGCAGUCGAUGUUGCCGCACGCUGGAAAGUUAACAGUGUUCCAACAUUUUUCUUUGUAAAAAAUGGCAAAGAGAUAGACAGUGUGGUGGGGGCAGACAAAAAUACACUUGAAAGGAAGAUUGCUCAAUACUCCAGCCCUUUUUAAGUUUUUAGUAUUACCUUAUUUAAACUUCGAUACAAUAAUUUUUCCAUGCUGUUUCUUCUGUUUACAUGCCCAUAGUGUCAUACAAAACCCAGAGUUUCAAUGUAUCGGUUUGAUGUUUCUUCUACCUGCUUGUGUAUAAAAUGUUCAACUUUUCAAUCCGAUUUUGGGUUUAUAACUGUAACGAGGAACAAAAUUACAAUGCUGGAGAUAUAUGCUUAUUUAGAGAUUUGUGGAUGAUUCAGUUUUA